Ctenocephalides felis (cat flea) is the source of this 1144-nucleotide messenger RNA. Its product is annotated as methylosome protein 50-like. Lineage: Eukaryota; Metazoa; Arthropoda; Insecta; Siphonaptera; Pulicidae. Bases 137 to 1144 code for a protein of 335 amino acids. Gene Ontology annotation, molecular function: protein binding. Gene Ontology annotation, biological process: oocyte axis specification. The record is from RefSeq and is a predicted model, not a curated record. The transcript has 6 exons. Gene Ontology annotation, cellular component: methylosome.
UUUACAACACAACAGGUUGACAUUGAAAUGAAAUAUAAAAUUUCAAAUAUUUAAUCGGCAAACUAAUGUUCUAAAUUUUAAUUUAGAAUUUUGAUUGCUUUAUUUAUAAAUGCAAAUUAGGACAAUAUAAACGACUAUGACAUUAGACGCGAAUUUAAACGCCGAUAUAUUUCGGAGUGUUAUUUUGAAUGGAGCUAAUCACUCAAAUAAAUAUUUCUUGCAUGAUUUAUUAGAAAUUAACGAUGACAAUACUGUCCUGCUGUGCUCAAACGACAUAGUUAGCAGAUUCCAAAAUGGUCUGCUCUCGCUCUAUAAAUCUCCAGAAGAUUUAUUGAAACAGAAUGUCCUUACUUCUCUGAAAGAAGAAGUAACAUCAAGUGCAGCUGCAUUUAUAAAUAGCAAUCUGAUUUUUGUUGCUGAAGACUCUGGUGUAAUGAAAUUGCACACUACAGACUCAUAUGAUGGCAAAAAUGGAAAACUACGAACUGUAUCUAAAACAUCAGCACAUCAAGAUAUUGUUAAUUCUGUUAUUAAACUAACAGGUUCAACUAACUGUGUCACAGCUGGAAAUGAUUUGGAAAUAAAAAUUUGGGAUACAGAUUACCUUCAAGAUAGGUUUGCAGCAAUACAUAGUUUUUAUCCAGCUCAUAGAGAUUUCAUUACUGAUUUGACAGUGAACGAUUGUGAAGUAAAUACUUUUGGCUCUUGUUCCAAUGAUCACAUAAGCUUCUUGUGGGAUUUGCGCAAAAGUACUCCAGCCACAGGUUUAUUCAAGAGUGAACAUGGCCUGAAAUGCAUAAAUUGGCAACCUGAAUCUAAUGUGGUUGCAUUGGGAGAUUGUGAUGGCACAAUAUUUUUGGUGGAUACCCGAUAUCCAGGAGCUGUAUUUAAAAAAAUUCCUUGCUUUACAGCAGAGCUUCAUAAGAUAGAAUUUUGUCCAUCAAACACAAAACUUCUAGCUGUUUGUGCUGAUGAUACAGCAGUUAAAGUAAUUGAUAUUGAAAAGGAUAAUCCCGAUUGCAUUAUUUAUGAAGAAAAUAGUCAUACCGGUUUAGUACGGGGUCUUGCUUGGAAUAGAGAGUCUCAGGAGUUGUAUACCUGUGGAUAUGAUAAUAAAUUAGUUUCGCAUUCUAUUGAGCUGUGA